AUUGGUCGUGGUCGUCACAUGAGAUAACAACAGGAAGUUAACUGCUGCAUCAAAAUAAAUGUGUAUGCUGAGGUUAAGAAGUAAUUAAACGUGCUCGAAGGGAUGCAAAUAUUAAUCUGUGGAGAUUAGAGAAGUUCUUGUCGUCGAACAGAUGAGUUUGCGAGCUUUAUGGAUUAUUUUUUAUGAAAAAGGAGAAAAUGCAACAGUACGGUUUUCAAGGAGGUUUUCCACUGUGGAACACCGCGCUAAAAUCAUGGCAGGUUCCACAUACGUAGCCGUCCCAGAGGACAGAAUCUUCCUGCAGCUCCUGCUCACUGAGCUGGGCCUUUCCAGCCCUGAGAAGCCCUACGUAGCUGACAGAGAUGAUUGCCUUUACCGUCCACGUUCACCAGCUGUGGAGCUGCGUUUGAGUGGAACGGCAACACUGUGGCCUGUGCUGGCCAUCUCUCAGGGUCCACUCCUCCUGGCUUGCCUCCCAUUAGUGGAUAUCCCCUCCGAGCCGCGACCACCUCUGGCCAACCUGCUGUCAGUGUCUCAGGGUCUCACAUUUCUAGCUGGCCUCCAGACCUUUGUCCUAGGGUCAGGGGGGAAGCUUGACAGGGAGGGGCUGGACUCUCGUGUGGCAAUGCUGCCACCUCUCCUCUUGCAGGUGUGUCCUCUUGGCACACCUCUUGAUACUAUACCACUGGCAGGAACACCUACUGCACCCACGGCACCCACUUCUUCGGUCACCCAGAAGCAGCCAGCCUGGAAGAGUGGUCUAUAUCGGGGUCGAGCCUCUGUGAAUGUGGCUGUGGUUGAAACGGUGCGCUCCAUGCAGUACGGGAACCAGAGCAGACAGGAUACGUGGGAUGUUUAUGGGACAGUGACCUGCAAGUGUGAAGUAGAAGGGGUGCUGCCGAACGUCACUGUGACCCUCACACUGCCACCCAACGGUUCUCCACUGCAGGACAUCCUGGUCCAUCCCUGCGUCACCUCUCUGGACUCUAAUAUACUGACCGCCAGCAGUGUUGAUGAUGCAGACGGCUCGGCUUUCUCUGGGCCGUACAAGUUUCCCUUCUCUCCUCCUCUGGAGCCAUUUCGACUUUGCAGCUACACUUCACAGGUCCCUGUUCCCCCCAUCCUUGGCUCAUAUCAGCUGAAGGAAGAGGAGAAUAACCUUCGUGUGAGUGUGUCCCUCAAGCUCCACGAGUCUGUGAAGAACAGCUUUGAGUACUGCGAAGCACACCUGCCGUUCUUCAACAGAAAUCAGAUGGGUGUGGCGGAUGUGAAAGUGAGCUCUGGCCAGUUAGACGUGUCUAAGGAGAAGAAUCUGUUGAUCUGGGCUCUAGGUCAAAAGUUUCCAAGAUCUCGUGAGGUUACAUUGGAUGGCAAAAUAACUUUUUCUGGAUCCUCACAUGGACCUUCUGACCCUCUCUGCACUGGACUUACUGCCUACAUUAAGUUGUACUUAAAGGUGCCGGACACGACUCUGUCCGGAUGUUGUGUUGACCAGCAUUUAGUGCAAGUUUAUUCAUCUGCCAAACCAAGGAUUUUCACAUCCCGAGAACUUCAGUCCAAAGAGUACUACAUCUGGAAUUCAACUGGUUCGGCCCCCGUGUCUACUGGGCAGAUGGUGAUCUAGCGUAGAUCCAUCAUGGGCGGAUGCACAGUGCACUGUUGAGACUGUAAACCAAGUCCAGCUGAAAUGGACUCGUAUGACCAUAAACAUAAUGAUUUAUUGGAUUUAUUCUGUAUAGCGCCAAUAACAAGUUUACAAAUACUCAUUAGAGGCAUGAAUUUCAUAUGAAGCUCUUUUUUUAGGAAAGAUUUUUGAUACAACAAACAACUAAAAUAACGUGAAAUACUGAGUUUGAAUUUAAAAUGGAUUUUCUGUCAUUUUCACAAGUUUAAUUAUAUACACACACACUCGAAUAUAUACACACAACUCAUCUAAUAGUAGGGUCAAAGUCCCUGCAACCACAUACUUUUUAUAGCCAUCAGAAGUUUGGCCACUAAGGUAGCCAUGUUUUGGAACCAAAGUAAGGCUAUUAAAGUACUUUUGUAGGAUGGCUAAAGUAAGAAUUUGAUUUGCAUUCAACUUCCUAAGGAACAUUUAUCUUACUACUAGAUGUGUGGGUCUAUCUAUUCUUUUGAGCCUGUGUGGAUUGGAGAAAAUCCACAAUCAAUUCAAACUCGUGCAUCUAAUUCCUAUUUUUUAAAUUUAAGUUGCCCAGGUACCUCUUGAAAAUGAGAUCUGGGUCUCAAUGGGGUUUACCUGGUUAAAUAAAGGAAAAAAAAAGUUAUUUGUUGGUUUUUAAUCCCCAAACCUAAAACAGAAUGCAUAAUUCAAAUUAGCAUGAUAUUUGGAACAAUAACUGCAAUUUCUGCCAGCAUAAUAGUUUUGAAAGCUUGUUUCCUUAAAAAAAUAAAAUAAAAUAGAAAAAGUACAGCUACCCUUGUGGAGGUGGAGCUCUCCUUGUUCUUCCACCCUUGACUUUCCAUCAGAUUUGCACACAAGGGCCACCCCUUGCUCUGACAGUCCCACUUGAGUAACUCUCCAUCAGCCGUAUAAUUAGCAGCUGGGGCCUUGUCAUCAGCUGCUGCAGGUCUGGAGAAGAGGGCGGCUGCGCUGUGGAGGCCCAAGCUGCCCUGGCCAGUGUCUGGGCUUCAAAAGGCUUCUCUUAGGACCUGGCAGGAAUCCUUACCCAUACCAAUCACUACACCCCCUUACCCCCCACCUCCUUUUGACCCCUCAUCCUUGGCCUGUCAACUAGAGGCUCGUUCAAACACACAACCUCUCCAAGCGGACUGAUUGAGCGCUGACCCUUUGGCCCUCUGAGACUUAAAAGCAGCCGGUCUCUUUCAGUGAGCAGGACCUGCCUAAUUGGUGAAAAAGUCACAAGGAUGGUAAUGGUUGAGCUGGCCCUUGAGGUUGGAGAGGUGCUAUGUAAGACACAAUUUCAAGCAUGUGUUUGAGAAACCUUGCGAUUGAUUUUAGCAAGUUAAAAAAAAAAUUGUAGCCACUUUACUCCCUGCCAUGUUUUGGGGUAUAUGCAGCUUACUCUGAUAUUUCUUCUGAAAAUGUUAUAUGUCGGUGCAUUAAGUGGAAUGAAAAAGCAGGCGAAGAAGGGGUUAAAUUCUCCACAUUUCCACGGCAGCCAGACUCCUCUGAGUGGCCUCAUUGUCUACUGUUGGCCUCUUGUGCCCCUCGCUGGUCCAAACGCUUCAUUCUCACGUGGAUUUCUACUCAGAAGGCUGACCAUGACCAAUCUUCUGUCAAUUGGAACCAAUUGCUCACACGGCAUCCUUCACCUUCUUUUUAUGUAGCAAUACGGAGUGGCAGACACCGAGACCUCAUGUCUCUUCCCCCUCCAUGACAAUUUGGCUUUAAGGUCCAGUGUGUGUGGUUAGCGAACCGGAAAAGGAGAAGGUCUUUUUUUUUUUUUUUCCUUUUUGUGAAGGGUUGGGCCACUUUAAAUCUCCGCAGUGUCGCAAUAUGUGGCCCGUCUGGCUCCUUGAGUCUACAUGUGGUGGCUUCUUGCUGGCAGACUUUGCUUUAUUGAUUCAAGAGCUUGCUGAGUAGUUCUCUUUAAUGUGUUGCUCCAUCCUCAGUGCCUAUGGUCCACCAGGACCUGUGAGUCGUUAAUUGCGCCAUCUUUUAUAAUCAUCCAUUUAUUUUGUUUCAGUUUCUUAGAAGGUGUCGAAACAUUUGCAGAGUCAAAAUCCAUUAGGUCAACAUAGAACUGUGAAAGCAAAGUUGAACUGUGCUGGUUAAAAUGAUUAAGACUUCAUACAAUAUGCAUCACAUUUUGCUCAAAUGUUUUCUAUGUCAAAAUAUUUGCUACACUUAAAUUGUUAAACACUUGUUUUUUCUGUAUCUCUGCCAUACCAAAUGAAAGUGUUGUGACAAAACUUUGUUUUAUUUCAAUCAAUCAACAAGCAUUCCUUACGUUUUUCACAUUGUCACAUUGUAACUACGAGCUUUGGUGUAUUUUAUUGGGUUUUUAUGUUAUAAGUAUUGCACAUUUGUUAAGUGGAAGAAAAACACUUUUUGAUAUCUUUCAAUUUCAUAUUUUUGCAUAUAAAAACCAGCAAAUAGUCUUAAUCUAUCUGAAUAUUAAGGUUAUGAACGUUAGCCCUAAGCAGAGUUGCAUUAUUAAUCUUUGUGGCAUUUUCUUCCCACUUCAACCUAUGUAAAGUAAUUUUAAUUAUAUAGCACAUUUUCAGCAACAAGGCAGUUCAAAGUACACAUGCAAUAUCUUAUAUCGGUCUAUCACAUAAAGUCCCAUUUAAAUAUAUGCACCAUGACAAAAUAUGGAAAGAGGGAUGAGCACUUGCCACUGUUUGGGCCUUUUCAACCCAAUAAUGACGCCUUGUGGCAGAGAACAAUAAAAGCUCAUGUUAGAUUGCUUUGAUGUCUUUGAUACAUUUUAGUACACAUGUUUAUCUUUGAGGGAUUUCUUCUCAACCGAAGCCAGAUUAUCUGCUGAUUUAGGGAGUCCUGCUGUGAUGUGAGCUUGUUGUGCCUGAAGAUCAGAGUUUUGAUGCUACAGCGGCAUCAGGUGUUUGGUGGGAGUCCAUUUCGUUUGAGCCUAACGAGAACCAGCCUCGGGGAGAGCACUUCAAGAAUGACAUUUUCUAUUUUAAAGUUUGAUUAUUUAAGAGGCUCCUGGUUGGUUUCAAGAUAUACAAAUUAUUUGCAUGGACUUCAGAGGUCCUCUAACAGAUUUCCAAUAAUGGAAAAGGACUUAAAUUGGACUGUCUGAACUAAUUAUGUAUUUUUCUUUAGAAGUGGGAUAUUAUUGCUAAUUGUAAAGCAUAAUAAGCUUCAGCUGCAACUUUAAUACAUCAUUUUGCCCUUUAGAGGGCAGUAUAAUCUUAUUUUUCAAAGCAACGCUCGGGACUGUUUUCAGAAAUUUAAGUGUUGUGAUCAUAUUAAAAGUUUCCAUCUAGUCCACUUUUAUCAAAAGUUUUAGGUUAAGGUAAUUAAGGCCAAAAAUGAUCCUAUUAAUUCCUAAAGACCUACACAAUCUGCCUUUAUUACUUCCAUCAUGUCAUUUGCAUAAAUGCUAUUUAUAGACACUUGGUAAUGACACAGCCUUGUUGAAGACUGAUCACACCAUCCCUUGUGAAGGCAGCACCAUAAAUUGUUGAACUCGUGAUGAAUGCCAAAACUUGUAACAGUUUUUUUAGAAGGCCUCAGAAAACGCACAAACUUCUCAAAACAUAACUUCUCGAGUUCUGGAUAAAACUGGAAAAAAUGGAAAGUUAUUUGUAUUUCAAGGCUUUGUUAUUCCAUUCAACUUUCUGUAUCAUCCAGCCAUCUUUUUGCCAUCCAUCUAUCAUAACGCACAAGCUAAUAAAUACAGCCUUCCUUAUCUCCACUCUUGAGGAUACAACAAAUCACCUGCAAGAAAAUAAGUGGUGCUCCUUCAUUGGAUGAUUUACAAACAUCAGCCAGUAGUAUGUCAAUUAGCUUUGCGUCAAGGUAUUUCAUAUUCCCAAGCUGCAUUGUCUUUAGAAUAUUAUAUAAUAUAAUGUUAUAUUAAUUCCCAAGUAGGUGGGUUUUCUCCUAGUAACUGAGUUGCGCGCCACAGAAAAAUCAACGAAUAUUGAACGGCGGGGGGUCCACUCUAAGCCUUUUUUUAUGCUUUUUCUUCAACGCAAAGUAUUCCUGAACCAGUACUUUUAUAAUGUCUGGCUUCCUAAACGCCACAUCACAACACAAGGGAGAAUAAUUCUACCAGCACUUUAAUCUGAUCCUCUGGGAAAGAGGGAGAAGUCAUAGUCUCUGCUAACAGCUAUCUCUUUCCACUCAGCUGUUUCCAUAUCUUGUUUUAAGCACUACAGCAAACUUUUGUUUUUAUUUAAAAAUGUAUGAUCUGAAUUAUUAAUGUACCAGAUGCACUUCAUCUAUUCUGUACUUUGUCAAGAUGCUUCACCUGAAUUACUUUGCUGUCUUGGCUAUAAAAACCAACCAAUGGCUGCCGUCACUGGA
Messenger RNA from Poecilia reticulata (guppy), 5980 nucleotides. RefSeq names its product adaptor related protein complex 5 subunit mu 1 (gene ap5m1). Gene Ontology annotation, biological process: endosomal transport. Lineage: Eukaryota; Metazoa; Chordata; Actinopteri; Cyprinodontiformes; Poeciliidae. Gene Ontology annotation, cellular component: late endosome; cytosol; lysosome. The record is from RefSeq and is a predicted model, not a curated record.